AUGAGCCUUGAAGGAGGCCUACGCAAUCUCCCCCUCAUUCUAUCUGGCUCUACACCCGCCAAUGAGGAAAGCAGCCUUGGCUCGAAAAAUUACUCUCAGCCUCCUAAGGCUAUAAUUCUAGGUGGCGGUUACAGUGAUGAUGAUUUGGCAAAGCUCCAAGAGGCAGCCACUAGUUCCCCUGGGGCUGUCAGGGUUCCUUGGCUAAAAGCAGAUAUUGAGAAGACUAAGAGAGGUCCAGAGCCAGGAACACCUGAGUAUAGCCAGCUGGUGGCACUUCGAGUCAAAGAGACGCUGGGAGAUUUACUCAAGCAAAAUGAUCUGAAUCUCACGGAAAAUGAUGUUUUUCUUUGGUAA
Penicillium pulvis is the source of this 354-nucleotide messenger RNA. RefSeq lists its product as uncharacterized. Bases 1 to 354 code for a protein of 117 amino acids. The transcript has a single exon. Lineage: Eukaryota; Fungi; Ascomycota; Eurotiomycetes; Eurotiales; Aspergillaceae. The record is from RefSeq and is a predicted model, not a curated record.